Messenger RNA from Lobosporangium transversale, 1098 nucleotides. RefSeq lists its product as hypothetical. Gene Ontology annotation, molecular function: UDP-glucose 4-epimerase activity. Gene Ontology annotation, cellular component: cytosol. Gene Ontology annotation, biological process: beta-D-galactose catabolic process via UDP-galactose, Leloir pathway. Lineage: Eukaryota; Fungi; Mortierellomycota; Mortierellomycetes; Mortierellales; Mortierellaceae. The transcript has 2 exons. The coding region runs from base 103 to 981 and encodes 292 amino acids. The record is from RefSeq and is a predicted model, not a curated record.
UUUUUUUUGUACAUCAUCUUUCUCUUUCUCAUCCUCAUUCCUCAUCCUCUUCAUCCACAUCUUCAUUGCCCAACUCUCCUUUACCUGUUCCAAUUUUUCCCAAUGAGCCUAUCGAAGCAAACGAUUCUAGUUACAGGAGGAUGUGGUUACAUCGGUUCUCAUACAGUCCUACGUCUGCUUGAGAAUGGUUACAAGGUUGUUGUUGUCGAUAAUCUCUCCAACUCUUCCUAUGAGUCACUUCGCCGUGUGUACAAGCUUUACGGCAUCACUGCCUCUACUUCAUCCUCUCCUGCGUAUAAUGAUGCUAUUCUUCCACUUGAGACCCUGAUACCCUUCUUUCAGGUCGACAUCCUUGACCGUGCUGGACUCGUCAAGGUGUUUGAGGCUCAUCCCGAGAUUUCUGCUGUGAUUCAUUUUGCAGGCCGCAAAGCCGUAGGGGAAUCAGGCAGGAUUCCACUCGACUACUACAAUGUCAACAUUGCAGGGACGGUUAAUCUAUUACAAGUCAUGGAAGACUUUUCUGUACGCAAGAUUGUCUUUUCAUCUUCGGCUACAGUUUAUGGCAAUCCUCCUCAUAUCCCUAUUCCUGAGGAAUCCCCUAUUGUUGCGUCCAUGAGCCCUUAUGGCCGCACAAAGGUCUUUUUGGAACACAUUAUCAAAGAUCAAUGUGUAGCCUCAGCUGUGAAACAACAGGAGUAUCAAAAAGAAAUCAAUGGUCAUUCAAAUGGUCAUGAUACAUCGAAAAACUAUGAAUGGAGUGCUAUUUUAUUGCGAUACUUCAAUCCAGCGGGUGCACAUCCAAGUGGUAUCAUGGGUGAAGACCCUCAAGGCAUUCCUAAUAAUCUGAUGCCGUUCCUGGCGCAGGUCGCUGUUGGUAAUUUAGAGAAAUUGUCUGUGUUUGGCAAUGAUUAUCCCACAAAGGAUGGUACCUGUAUUCGUAGACUUGGCCCAGGGUCACGUUGCCGCUUUGAACAAGAUUGAACAGGAACAGGCUGCAGGGAUUUAUGGUUGCAAGGCUUAUAAUUUAGGUACAGGCACAGGGUACACAGUGUUGGACAUGAUCAAGGCCUUUAAUAAGGCUGUAGGGCGUGAGCUUCC